Lampris incognitus (smalleye Pacific opah) is the source of this 4480-nucleotide messenger RNA. RefSeq names its product calcium channel, voltage-dependent, beta 2a (gene cacnb2a). Gene Ontology annotation, biological process: neuromuscular junction development; calcium ion transmembrane transport; regulation of voltage-gated calcium channel activity. Bases 272 to 2365 code for a protein of 697 amino acids. Gene Ontology annotation, cellular component: voltage-gated calcium channel complex. NCBI's taxonomy places the organism in Eukaryota, Metazoa, Chordata, Actinopteri, Lampriformes, Lampridae. Gene Ontology annotation, molecular function: protein binding; high voltage-gated calcium channel activity. The transcript is spliced from 13 exons. The record is from RefSeq and is a predicted model, not a curated record.
GGCUCGUCUUCUCUCUGCCUCUCAGCUGGGGCUAAAGUAGGCCUUACAGAAAGAAGGGCAAGAGAGGAGCCGACUUUACCCCUCCGCUCCAACUUUUCUCCACUCCGCUCCACUCCUGGCACGAGGAAGAGGAAGCAGCCUGUCCUCCUCAGAGUUGGGACGAGGGGGGGGGGGUUUGUAGGAGCUCCAGUACACUGGGAGGAGGAGAUGGACGAUAGCUGAGUUUUUCUCCCUGCCGGGCGGGACUGCUCACAGGCUGGGUAGGGCAGAAAUGUAUCACUCUGGAAGUGAGGAGUCAGACUUGGGUUCGGCCGACUCCUACACCAGCCGUCCAUCAGAUUCCGAUGUGUCCCUGGAGGAGGAUAAGGAGGCCGUGCGCAGAGAGGCAGAGCGACAGGCUCAGGCACAGCUCGACAAGGCCAAGAGUAAACCAGUUGCAUUUGCCGUCCGCACAAAUGUCAACUACAGCGCCAGUCACGAUGACGACGUUCCCGUACCAGGCAUGGCCAUCUCGUUUGAGGCCAAAGACUUCCUCCAUGUUAAAGAGAAGUUCAACAACGACUGGUGGAUAGGGCGCCUUGUGAAGGAAGGCUGUGAAAUUGGUUUCAUCCCGAGUCCCGUGAAAAUCGAGAACACUCGAAUCCUGCAGGAGCAGAGAGCCAAACAGGGCAAGUUCCACUCCAGUAAAUCAGGGGCAAACUCAUCCUCUAGUUUAGGCGAAGUGGUUCCUAACUCACGGAAAUCUACCCCGCCUUCCUCUGCAAUUGAUAUAGACGCCACAGGCUUAGACCCCGAGGACAAUGAGCUUCCAGUCAACCUGCGCUCCCCUAAAGCCAGUCCAAACACUGUCAUGUCACCCCUAGCAAAAGAGAAACGAAUGCCCUUCUUUAAGAAGACGGAACACAUUCCUCCGUAUGAUGUUGUGCCUUCCAUGCGGCCUGUGGUUCUGGUUGGACCGUCACUGAAGGGCUAUGAGGUGACAGACAUGAUGCAAAAAGCACUGUUUGACUUUUUGAAACACAGAUUCGAGGGGAGGAUAUCGAUCACUCGAGUCACAGCGGACAUCUCCCUUGCCAAACGCUCGGUCCUGAACAAUCCCAGCAAGCACGCCAUCAUAGAGCGAUCCAACACACGCUCAAACUUGGCGGAAGUCCAGAGCGAGAUUGAGCGGAUCUUUGAGCUGGCUCGAACGUUACAGCUGGUGGUGCUGGACGCUGACACCAUUAACCACCCGUCCCAGCUGGGCAAGACGUCGCUGGCCCCCAUCAUCGUCUACGUCAAGAUCUCCUCUCCCAAGGUCCUGCAGAGGCUCAUCAAGUCCAGAGGGAAGUCUCAGGCUAAACACCUCAAUGUCCAGAUGGUGGCGGCUGACAAGCUGGCCCAGUGCCCCCCUGAGAUGUUUGACAUCAUCCUCGAUGAGAACCAGCUGGAGGACGCCUGCGAGCAUAUGGCCGAUUAUCUGGAGGCCUACUGGAAAAGCACUCACCCUACCAGCUGCAACCCCCCCAACCCUCUGCUGGCUAAGCUGGCCACGGCCGCCCUGCCCUCCAGCCCGGCCCCGGUCUCCAACAUGCAGGGCAGCGGGACAGAACAGAGAGGGGACAAGGCAGAGACUGAGAGGAAGGGUUCCAGGGAGGACCACCACCACCACAAACACCAUCACAAGCACCAGCACCAGUACAGCCAAGACCAGGCCGAUGCCGAGGGGGAGGAGGAGGAGGAGGAGGAGGAAGAAGAAGAGGGCGAGGGUGAGGACAAUGAGGAAGAGAGGACCCUGAGAACGGAGUCAUCCAGAAGACCCCAGCACAUCCACCACCGCUCCUCCUCCACCCGGACUGAGCACCACAACCACCACCACCACCAUCACCAUCACAGCAGUCGUGCCAGGGGCCUCUCUCGGCAGGAGACUCUGGACUCAGAGACCCCUGAGAGCCGAGAGAGCCGGGAAAGCAGGGACUCGGCCUAUAACGAGCCACACACUCAACUCCUCCACCGGGAGGAAGAGGAGGAAGAGGAAGAGGAGGUGGAGGUGGAGGGCCUCGAAGAGGGGCACCUCCAACAUCAGCAGCGUUAUGAGCCUCUGCCCCCCCAUCGGGAACACAACCACCAUCACCACCACCACCACCACAGGGGCGGGGCCGACGAGGCCGGUCACGUUCCGGGACACCAUCGCUCCAAGGAGCGCGAGCAGGACCACAAUGAGCGCAACAAGCAGCGCUCCCACCACCACCACCGGCCGGCCCGCGACCAUCACCACCACUACUACGACCGGGACAGGGACCGGGACCGAGAGGUGGAGGUGGCCUCCAAAAAGAGGGGCGACACUGGGGGGGACUGGGCCAGGGACUCGUACAUCCAACAGUGAGCACCAAAGCCUUCUCCUCUCUCUGCACCUCUGUCAGUGAUGUUUGGACUCACUCCACUUCCACAUGAAGACCAUCUUGUUCUCCCAUCGUGCUGCUAUAUACCCUGAUACCCCUAAUACCAAUUUACGUAUGCUUCCUUUGUUAAGGCUGUUGCAUCCUUAGCAAUGGCAGCAAUUUAAUUAUAAAAAUAUGAAUUUAAAUAUAAAUAGAUAUAUGUAUGUGUGUAUCUAUGCAUAGACGUUGUCGUUUAUGUGUGGAUAUGCAUGAAUAUUCUUAAAUAUGCAUAUUUUAAAACCUGUGUUCGAUAAAGCAUGACACAAAGCAGAAUUUUUUUCUGUCCUGAGCUGUGCUUUCUGUGAUUAGAAUUUUUAUUUUUUUUUAUUGGGGUUUUUUUUUUUUUUUUUGCUUGCUACAACUUGAAUAAUUUGUUCCUUCAGACUACUGCUAGGGUUGACUGCUAGAGUUGACUAACCAAGUUAGUUUGAUAUCAGCAGAUAUCUUUGGUUUAAUUUUAUGUUCAUCUUUUGUUGCUUAGGUUUUUUUUUUAAUACUGCAUCAAUGGUUUUAAACAUUUGAUCCUCAUAUACUGAUGCCUCCUUUGAGGUGCACCUUAGUCUUGCCUUACAAGACAAAAUAUUUCUAAAAUAACUUCCUGUCUAACAUGCAGUACUGUUCUAUUUAUAUGGGUCCAGAAGCAUUUUCUUACACUGACGCACCCUCUGUUCUGCACUUUUAACUGAUUCACAUUGGUGUCAAAUGAAAAGAAUUUGAUAUGCCAUCGCAACGUACGUGUCGUACCACACUCCACGAAGACUCGUCUUUUAUCAAGUUCAACCUGUUUUCUAAUGACUUCGUGUUUUAUUUCUAUUGACUUUUACGAAGAAUGUCAGUUAGGGCAUCACUGCAAAUUUAAGAGGGAAAAAAAACCAAACAUUUUGCAAAACCUACAGAAACCAUUCCAACGUUUUAUCACUUAACGAAGAUAGCAUUCUUUGCCAUUAUUUUACCAUUUGAGCACUACUGAAUUUUGGCCAAUUUCAACUCGUUCCCUUGACUGUUGGCUGCUUAAAAGCUUAAUGUCUAGUGAUGGUGCUCCACCCUGGCAUUGUGAUGCCUGAUGAAGGGUCAGGAAGGCCCUUGUAGGACUUGACAUUUUAAAGGAUGUGUCGGGAUAUCAGUGCAUGAUACUCAAAAUCUUAAAAGGGAGGCUCCAACGCAAAACAACAUGAAACUCAUUUAGUGUGACGUGUUAAACCAUGUUGUCUGUCUCCGUGGCUCUCCGAAGCGGCGAUGGCUAGAAAGAAUUGCCCCUCUGGGAUAAAUAAAGUUGUCUGAAUCUGAAUCUGAAGACUUGUGGGGACCCCCUCCUCUGAUUGGAAGAACUACAACGAGCAGCGCGGUUGAUUUUCCAGCUACUUCCGCCUACAAGGCGAAGUGGGCGGAGACUAUGAAACCGCGUCCCCGGGCAGAGGGAAACCGUUAGCUUGCUCCCACAAGCAGACUUCGCUAACUUGAAAGUAAUUUCUGCAAACAGUCUUGAGGGUUAUACGUUGGAUGUGGACACGUCAAUAUAAGCUAAAUAUAAGCCACAAUGUUUUUGAGCAAUACACGAACCUGCUAAUGCUAGUUCGUCGCAACUUCUCCAUAACGUACCCUGCUCCGCCCCGCGUUUGAGUGACAGCUUCUUUGGGCCCCGCCCAUUUGCGGUCGUUUUUCAAACCAGGAAGCUAGAACAUACCAGUCCGCUUCGGGGGGGGGGGGGUUCGUGGGUCUCUGGGUCGUAUUUUAACGUUAGGUAGGCACCUACCAAAAAAAUGUAGGGAAUAAACAGCGUUGGAGCGUCCCUUUAACUGACUCAAAGGGCGUCUUGGUUUAGUAUUUUUUUGGUAAAAUAGUGGGGUUCAUUCACUAUGCCCUUCUGUUUACAUUACCACCCCAUCCCAAUUUAGUUUUUUUUUUUUUUGGUUUUGCUUGAAUAUUGAAAUUAUGACUUAAACUCUCCAUUUCUAUGCUAUUUCCAGGGUAGCAUUACAAAUUUUUAAUAGUGUACAUGUGUAUGUACAUAAUGUAUAAAUACAAAGAAUAAAGUUGGCAACAAAAGACUGAUAUGGGGG